AUGUUAAGAAUAUUUAGUAAAUGUAGAUUCUCAACUCAAAAUUUUUAUUAAUUACUGGGAGUUCGCAAAGAAGCUACUAAUGAGGAAAUAAAAAAACAAUUUCACAUUUUAGCCAAACAGCACCAUCCUGAUUCACCAAAUGCAAAAGAGAGUGACUAAGAAUUGUUUAAAUCAAUAGUAGCAGCUUACAAUACUCUAUCAGAUGAGAAUGAGAGAAAGAAGUACGAUAGGACUUUGAUGGAAUAAUAGCAAUAAUCAAGUGGGAGAUAGCAGAAUUAAGAAACAAGAACCUAAUAUUCUUAAUAAUAAAGUCAGCAGCAAUAGAGACCAAUAAAUCCUAAUGCUUAAUAUUACUACGAUUUUCGAAGGAGGACGUAAGAUUUCGAGGAGAAAGACUUUCAACGAUAGAGGAACAAAUAUAUCGAGGACAACCCAUUAUUCCAUAGUAUGAGGAGGAGUCCAGAAUUAUACGUAGUGAGUUUGGUGUUGUUUGUGAUAAUGUGGAGAUGGAACUCACAAAUGAUUGAGGAGAGAACAUAAUCGAGAUAUUAGUCAUUUCCAGAGGAUCCAGAAUUCAUAAGGGAGAAGGAAAGAGAUUACAAAAAGCGUUAUGGUCAUUCUCCUUAUCCAGACAGGCAAAUACUGUACAAGGUUACAGAGACUGAAUGCAAAAAUAUUCCCAUUGAUAUUCUUGAUGAAAUGGAUGAGAGUGGCAGAUAUAAUUUGGCCCCAUUGUGCUAUGAGAGAUUGGAUAGAUUCCGAUCAGAGCAGGGAGCUUAAGUCAUAUAAGCAGGUUAAAGUUCAUAAGAUACAGUGAACAAAUACUUAAAAUUGUCAAAAAAAGCAUAAAUUAAAAAAUAAAUAGUGGAUGAGGAAGAUGAUGAGGAUGAAGAUGAGGAGGAUGUCUCAAAAUUAUAUUAAUAGGCAAAGAUCUUUAGAAGAGUCAAAGGUGUAGAAGGAAAUCAUCUAAAUUAGUAAAAUGUUCAAAAACUAUACGAGUAAUAGUAAUAAUAAUAAUAAUAAUAAUAAUAAUAAUGA
This is a messenger RNA of Paramecium tetraurelia, 1038 nucleotides long. RefSeq lists its product as uncharacterized. The transcript has 3 exons. NCBI's taxonomy places the organism in Eukaryota, Ciliophora, Oligohymenophorea, Peniculida, Parameciidae. The record is from RefSeq and is a predicted model, not a curated record.